Molecule: messenger RNA, 1970 nt
Organism: Acanthisitta chloris (rifleman)
Lineage: Eukaryota; Metazoa; Chordata; Aves; Passeriformes; Acanthisittidae
Gene: KSR1
Product: kinase suppressor of ras 1
Exons: 17
Biological process (GO): Ras protein signal transduction; protein phosphorylation
Cellular component (GO): cytoplasm; membrane; endoplasmic reticulum
Molecular function (GO): protein kinase activity; ATP binding
Source: RefSeq, a predicted model, not a curated record
CCGGACACCGCCGCCUCGGGCCCCGGACCCGCGGGCUGUGCGGAGACACUCCUGGAGCCCCUCGUGUUCCCCGCGCAGAGCGGGAGGCUAACGCCAAGGACUCCUCACGGCAUCACCGUCACCCCUCCCACCACUCCUCAGGCCAAGCGGCGCCACAAGCUGAAGCCCCCACGGACUCCUCCUCCCCCGUGCCGGAAGGUUUUCCAGCUGCUGCCUAACUUCCCGACCCUCACGAGGAGCAAGUCCCACGAAUCCCAGCUGGGAAACAGGAUAGAUGAAGUUCCUCCAAUAAAGUUCGAACUCUCCCAAGGAUCCCCUCAGACGGUACGAAGAGACUUUGGCCUGGCUGUGACACACAGGUUCUCUACAAAGUCUUGGCUAUCUCAGAUUUGCCAGGUCUGUCAGAAGAGCAUGAUGUUUGGGGUGAAGUGUAAGUACUGCAGAUUAAAAUGUCACAACAAAUGUACUAAAGAGGCACCUGCUUGUAGAAUAUCCUUCCUUCCCAUAGCAAAAAUAAGAAGAACAGAGUCUGUCCCUUCUGAUAUCAAUAAUCCAGUAGACAGACCCACAGAGCCCCAGUUUGGAACUCUCCCCAAAGCACUAACUAAGAAGGAGCAUCCACCAGCAAUAAAUCACCUGGACUCUAGCAGUAAUCCUUCUUCCACAACCUCAUCCACUCCAUCUUCUCCAGCGCCUUUCCAGUCUUCCAACCCCCCCAGUGCAACGCCCCCCCCGAACCCCUCUCCCAUGGGCCAGAGGGACGGGAGGUUCAACUUCCCAGCUGCCUACUACCUUCAGCAUAGACAACAAUUUAUCUUCCCAGAAAUUCCCAGCCCCGCACAAACGGCACAACCUCCAGACCCUGCUGCAGACACUAAUGCUGCCCAGCAGCAGCCAGGCACGGGCACCGCGCACCAGGCACAGCUGCAGGGGAUGAUCUACCGCAAGCCCAGCCAGACCAGCGUCUACCUGCAGGAGUGGGACAUCCCCUUCGAGCAGGUGGAGCUGGGGGACCCCAUCGGGCAGGGACGCUGGGGCAAGGUCUACAAGGGCAAGUGGCACGGGGAGGUGGCCAUCAGGCUGCUGGAGAUCGAUGGCAACAACCAGGACCACCUCAAGCUCUUCAAGAAGGAGGUCAUGAACUACAGACAGACCCGGCACGAGAACGUGGUGCUGUUCAUGGGAGCCUGCAUGAACCCCCCUCACCUGGCCAUCAUUACCAGCUUCUGCAAAGGAAGGACACUGCACUCCUUUGUGAGGGACCCCAAGAUCUCCCUGGACAUCAACAAAACCAGGCAGAUAGCACAGGAGAUCAUUAAGGGCAUGGGGUAUCUCCACGCAAAGGGGAUUGUCCACAAGGAUCUGAAAUCCAAGAACGUUUUCUAUGACAAUGGGAAAGUUGUGAUCACUGACUUUGGACUGUUUGGAAUUUCAGGCGUGGUUCAAGAAGGAAGGAGGGAGAAUGAGCUGAAGCUGCCUCACGACUGGUUGUGCUACCUGGCCCCCGAGAUCGUGCGCGAGAUGGCCCCGGGGAAGGAUGAAGACAAGCUGCCUUUCUCCAAAGCGGCAGAUAUCUACGCCUUUGGGACCGUGUGGUACGAGCUGCAGGCGCGCGAGUGGCCGUUCAAGAACCAGCCCGCGGAGGCUCUCAUCUGGCAGAUCGGCAGCGGAGAGGGCGUCAGACAAGUCCUUGCAACUGUCAGUCUGGGCAAGGAGGUCAACGAAAUCCUCUCGGCGUGCUGGGCCUUCGAGCUGGGUGAGAGGCCCAGCUUCACCGUCCUCAUGGAGAUGCUUGAAAAACUGCCAAAACUGAACCGCCGGCUCUCCCACCCGGGGCACUUCUGGAAGUCUGCUGACAUUAACAGUAGCAAAGUUGUCCUGCGUUUUGAAAGGUUUGGCUUGGGAAUCCUGGAGCCGAGUAACCCAAAGCUCUAGCCUGGUGUCCUUGUGACCAUGUUGUCUGCCUGCUC